This is a messenger RNA of Poeciliopsis prolifica (blackstripe livebearer), 2368 nucleotides long. RefSeq names its product probable global transcription activator SNF2L2. The record is from RefSeq and is a predicted model, not a curated record. Gene Ontology annotation, cellular component: RSC-type complex. Gene Ontology annotation, biological process: chromatin remodeling. Lineage: Eukaryota; Metazoa; Chordata; Actinopteri; Cyprinodontiformes; Poeciliidae. Gene Ontology annotation, molecular function: protein binding. The coding region runs from base 24 to 860 and encodes 278 amino acids. The transcript has 7 exons.
AACAUCUGGGGGGAAAAUAAAAAAUGAAGGAGACAAGCUUGACUGGGCCUGACACCAUCAAGAAAGGAAAACACUCCAGAGAGCUGCAGAAAGGAAAGGAGAAGAGAUGGCAGCUGCAGCCGAUCCCGGCAGCCGGCCUGGCACACUGCGCUCAGCCUGAGGCAGAGAAGAACAGCUCCCUGCAGGACAUGGAAGAAGACAUCGGCCUGAAGAAGCGCAAAGGUGACCACCAUGGAGAGAAAGAGCUGCAGGCGGGCCAAGAAACGGGCGAAAAGGUCAAAAGGAAGCGAGGACGCCCGCCGGCUGAGAAGCUGCCUCCGAAUCCACCCGAGCUCACCAAGAUGCUGAACACUCUGGUGGACAUGGUCAUCAACUACAAGGACGGGCUGGGACGACAGAUCAGUAAAGGUUUUGUGCAGCUUCCCUCUAAGAAAGAAGUACCGGAGUAUUACGAGCUAAUCCGAAAGCCUGUGGAUUUCAGGAGGAUCAGAGAGCGUGUCCGUAACCACAAGUACAGAAGCGUUGGGGAUUUGGAAAAGGACGUCUUCCUUCUAUGUCACAAUGCACAGACUUACAACCUGGAGGGAUCCCAGAUCUACGAGGACUCGAUCGUCAUCAAAUCGGUGUUCGAGAGCGCCAGGCAGAGAAUCGUCGCGGACGAAGAGCGGAAGGAGAGCGUGGGCGCCGCUCACGGCAACCAUGGCGGAGGAGCUGAAGACCAGUUCGUCCAAUCAGUGACCCCGUUACCGGUUCAGCUAAAGAAGGAGGAUAGAGACAUAAGCACUAUGGCCAAGAGCCUCCACAGUGACUUCGACAGUGAAGAGGAUCAAGACGACAACAACACAAAAGAUCAGGGUUGAAAGGAAAGGCCCUCCCGUUUUUUUUUUUAUUCAUAUUCUUGUUCAUGCCUUUCCUCUGCCACGUCCCUUUCAUUUUUUUUUAUUUUUAUUAUUGUCAUUUAAAGAAUGGUCCCAAAAAAAAGAAAAUGAAAAGUGGAGAAACCACUCAAAGACUAGCACUCACGAAGCUACGCUUUGUUUUUCCUUUUGUUCGUCCUCCUCUGCUUCGGAUGACUCACACGUUGCUGCACAGACUGCUGUCUCUGCCCCUCUUCGCUCUUCUCUUCCAAAUAAUCACUCACGUUUCAUCUGCGAUUGCUUUCGCGGCUUGUGUGUCAAAGACAGAUUGACAUUGUGUGUUCGGAGCAUGAUAUUUGAUCCGGCUCCUCCGCGGCCCGCCCGCGUGUGUUCCAGUUUGCAGGACUGAAGCGCACACUGAAGACUUUGUAAAGAAGCUGUAACAAAGUGAACAUAAUGCGUUUGUGUAAAAUACAUGGGGAUUUUUAAAAUAAGGUAUCUUUAAUAAUAACAAUGAUAAUUAAAAAAAAGAGGAAAAUAGAGGUAAAGCAUACUGGGAAUAAAAAUGUGAGCCUGGAGAUGCACCGAUUAAAAUUGUCCUGCAAAGUUUUUUCACCAACCAGUGUCGAUUUCUCUUUAGGUAUUGAUUUUACUAGCCCCAGUCUGCCAUAAGUGAUCAUUAGUUACUCAAAACACAGAGACAAUGUCAAGCCUCAUGUGUGAGAAAGAGGAUUUCCAAAAGAAACAAACCGAGACUAAAUACAACAUUUGCAAUUUUGCCUAAAGUUAGCAUCUUACAUUAGCCUUUAGCCUGGAUAGUAUUAAAACUUGACUUCCCAGAUGAUGUAGAUCCCUUUUUGUUUUGCUUUUUCACAACAAGGUUUCCAAAAGGCUGCAAGUAUUUGCAAAUUACAGACACAAGUUGAGAUCCAAAAGGGAUAAAACGGAGCAACGUUGUCGUACUGCCUUCAUGGACUCAAACUUCAAUGGCUUUAAUGUCAACAUGUCAAUAAAAAAACAAAAAAACAUUUAUAUUUCAAAUAGCUUAUGCUUUCUGUGACUCUUAAACACUUCACUGAUGGCAAACCAGUUAACAUAUAAUCUCUGCUAAGUGUUGCCUGUCAGAGUGUUUUCAGGUGUGGUGUGUUCAAUGAUCAAAAAUCACGUUGGGAUUUUUGUGCUCGUCGUCAGACGGGGGUGAUGGAACUGGAAAUUGGUGGGUUCGGGUCAGCAGGAGAUUUCUCGGUGCAUCUCUGGUGUUAAAAAACAAAAAACAAUAACAACAAAAACACUUUUCAACUAGUAACGAUGGUUUGAACUUUGUCACUGACGCUUUGUGGAGUCAGUUUCAAUCUAACGAGGGGUCUCCGUGUCGAACCCUUGUGCUACAAUAUAUUCACAUAGUGUACAGUUUGUGUGAGAAGUAAUUCAGUUUCUUUCAUGUACUCUCCUGGUUGUUGGGCAAUUGGACAGAUUCAUUGUCAAGACAAUCUCUUCAAACAUGUACGAAA